Messenger RNA from Peniophora sp. CBMAI 1063, 1281 nucleotides. NCBI's taxonomy places the organism in Eukaryota, Fungi, Basidiomycota, Agaricomycetes, Russulales, Peniophoraceae. The record is from the annotation of a GenBank genome assembly.
AUGAGCACCAAGGACGUGUACAUGGUGAUUGGCGGGAGCGGCUUUCUAGGCCGACACAUCGUCAAGACGCUACUCGGGCGAGGUGAAAGCGUCAGCGUUUUCGACAUCGUCCAGCAGUAUGACGAUACCCCCUUCUACUCCGGCGACAUCAGCAACAAGGACCAAGUCUCCGCCGCACUCGCGACUAGCGGCGCGACAUGCAUCUUCCACACUGCCUCGCCUCAUCAAGGCGCGAAGGGACCGGUGCUGUUCAAGGUCAACGUCCAAGGAACCAAUGCCGUCAUUGCUGCAGCUGUGGCCAACAAUGUUCGCAAGCUGGUGUAUACGAGUUCAGCAGGUGUGCCGUUCGAUGGCCACGACAUCAUCGAUGGAGACGAACGUCUGCCGUACCCCGCAAAGCCAAUCGACCCGUACACGGAUUCGAAGGCCCAAGCGGAGCAGAUCGUUCUCGAGGCGAACGGGAAGGGCGGUCUUCUGACCGUCGCUAUCCGCCCCGCGGGUAUAUUUGGUCCUGGUGACAAGCAGAUGCUCGUCGGCACGAUAAAGGCCCUUAGAGAAGGCAAAUCUCACGUACAGAUCGGCUCCAACACCAACCUCUUCGACAUGACAUACGUGGACAAUAUGGUCCACGCCCAUAUCUUGGCUGCUGAAAAGCUUUCUCCUCCGGAGCCGUACGAUAUCGACAAGGUGCGCGCGCAGCUCACCCGCCCACUGGGCUUCGUCGAUGCUUCAACCCCCCGUCGUCGCAUCCCGACAUCCGCCGCCCGUCCUCUCGGCCCAUAUGUCGAGCGUCCGCCGAAUGCCGACGCCCUUGAGGCCGCAUGGAGGGCCCCGCCACCGCCGCGUCGCGCACCGGAGCGUGCGCGAUUCGAUCCUCUGAGUGACGCCGCGCUCGCCCGUGCUGACAAGAACCCUUUGCAAGUGGCCGGAAGCGUGUUCUUCAUCUCCAACGGUGAACCCGUCUACUUCUGGGACCUCAUGCGGGCAAUCUGGCGCGCCGCAGACCCGGAGCACUACCCUUCUCGGAAGGUUGUUGUCAUCCCUCGUUCGUUAGGCGUGGUACUCGCCAGCGUCACCGAAGGGAUCGCCUGGAUCACUGGGCGGGACCCGCUGUUCACGAGAUUUCGCGUUGCGAUAGUCAGCGCGCAUCGGUGGCACAAUAUCGAGAGGGCCAGGAGGGCGCUGGGGUACGAGCCCAUCGUAGGCUUAGACGAAGGCAUCAGGAGGUCUAUGGAGUGGUGGCAUGCAGAGGAAGCUAAGGCCGCGUCUCGGGCCGCUUGA